This is a messenger RNA of Acaulospora colombiana, 888 nucleotides long. Lineage: Eukaryota; Fungi; Glomeromycota; Glomeromycetes; Diversisporales; Acaulosporaceae. The record is from the annotation of a GenBank genome assembly.
AUGGAGGAAGAUGUUGCCCUGAAAACGAGCCCCUCUGCCCUAAAGUCAACUGGCAGGACGCAGAUACUAAGGCAUUCUUUCUCCCAAAUCCUUCAAAGCAGUUCGACGAGUGUGAAAAUACCAGCACGGCGAGUCACCAAAAAUGAAGGGGGAAAUCAAGAAAUCGUGGCCCAAACAAAUCGAAAGACUCGGAGUGUCAUGUCCGGAGAACAUCCCAAACUCAUCAUCUCGCUCGUGAGACACGGAGAAACAGAAGAAAAUCGAAAAAAGAUUAUUCAGGGACAACUCGACACUUCCUUAAAUGCUCUUGGCCACCGUCAGGCAGAAUUAGUUGCCGAGGCGUUGCAAUCCAUUCCCUUCAGACAGGCUUUAUCAAGCGAUUUGAAUCGAGCGGUACAGACCGCCGAGGCGAUACUCAAAUCUCACAAUCUACCCUUACAAAAGCAGUCUCUUUUACGAGAGAAGGCAGAGGGUCUACCAUGGGGCACCAAGGUAAGAGACAAAGGUGAAAGCCACACCGAGUUCCGGAAGCGUAUAAUGGGCUGGUGGAAGCAAACAAUUCCCACUUUGCUUGCAGAGAGCUUGGAAGACGAUUCUGACACGACGAAUAUUCUCAUCGUGGGCCACGGUGCAUUCCUUCGGUGCUUGAUGGAAGCUUUGGUGGAUGUUGGAUACAGUGCACCCUGCCUUGUAGCAGGAAAGCGGUUUGGAAGUAUUCCUAACACAGGAGUCACGACGGUACAUGUCUACGAUGAUCACUACGGUGAUAUUGUCACAUAUGGUGAGAUGGGCCACCUUCAGAGACUCGUUGAAGACGAUUCAGAGGAGAUUGUCAAGGAGAGUGGCGAUGAUUUGGAGACACGAAGAAUGGGUGAAGAAAAUCAGUAG